AUGGCCGACAACACCACCUACGAGGACUACUACCAGGACAGUUGGGAUUCCUGGACAUGGGACGGAUGGCACGCCUCGGACGUGUACUAUGAUCAAUGGGUCGACGACCAUUGGGCUGACUCUGCAUGGAGCUAUGACGCCUGGAUGAGAGAGGGAGAAGAAGAGGAGCUAUGGUAUGAUGCACAAGGCACAGCUUCCGAAUGGCACAGCCCUGAACACUACGAUAUGGCCGCAGGAGAUGAAGCUGAAGAAGCACCUGCCGUCGAGGACUACCAGGGAUCAGCCCCCGUUGAGGAAGAGAGUGCCACCACACCAAGCACUCCACCUGCUGAUCCAGCCAAGAGAAGCCUGAACUUCGCGACAACGUUGCACACCUCAGCGGAUGUGUUCCACACCGUCCAAGGUCACAAGAGACGAGGACUUCUCAUUGAUCCAGGAGCAGCAGCCGGCCUAGUUGGAAGUGAGACCUUGAGAGACAUCAUCGAGCACUGCUAUCCCAAUGCGCACCGAGAAGAGGCAAUUACUUGGUCUGACUCUGAAGCCACCAUCACCGGCAUCAGUGGACAACCAGAUAAAGCUCUUGGCAGAGUUCAUUUGCAGCUGCCACUGAAGGACCUGGGGGCCACCUACACGGCCGAUGCAGACCCGAAGCAGAAGUGGAGGUCCGACGAGCCACCCAAGAACAAGGACACCAAUUCUCCAAAACAGGUGUCUUUCGCUGACAGUGAGCUCACGGAUUCAAAAGAGGACUUCAAGCGAGCAGCAAAAUCUCACGCAUUGGCUAAGAAGGUUGAGCUCAACUACCCCGAGGACUUUCACUUCACUGCGGAGGAGGCAGUGUGGAUCAAGUACCUCAUGUGUGAGAUCAUCAAGUCCAGCUUAGCUGUUUUCGAUGAAGCCAAAGGUGAAGACUACAUCUACUGGCUGACUGAUCCAUCUCUGCUGAUGGCCGUCAAGCAUUGCCUGAAGAAGAUCAUGCAUGUCCAUGGAGUACAUGUGACACUACAUCCAUUCGUCAAGGCUUUUCCAGAACCACACCUCUCAGCAGAGAAUGCGCCACUUCGCCUCAUUUGUCGUGGCACCUAUGAGAGCUGGCAACUUUAUGCUCUUGAGGAUCUGAGAGAACUUUCUCCAGCCCAACAACGAGAAGCCAUUGAUGAAGAGCAUUGGAUGAUCACCUUCUUCGGCAACAAUGUGCCGCCAUCGACGAAGGUUCCUGGAACACCUGCUCCUGGCACACCAGCAGUUGCAGCACCAUCUACGCCAAGACCUGCCAUUGCUGAUGCUGCUCAACCAGAAGAACCAGCUGCACCUUUGGCAGUACAACCAUAUGAUGAAGUGGGCACUUCCAAGGCAAUAGAGCUGCGCACCAUGAAGCCCCUCUACAGCAUCAAAAGAGUCCUUCAUCGUCUACCGCAAGAAGUCAGCAAGGACACUGUGAAUGCCAAGAGAAUGCUGCUUGGUCUUCAUGAACGACUAUGGCGUGCCAAUGCGACAGAUCUGGCGAACCUGUUGCUGAGAGCAGGCAUGCCUCCUGCUGUGGUGGAAAUGGCCCAUGAAGCAGUUGCCAACUGCACGAUCUGCAGGAAGCACUCUCGACUACCUGCACGACCAAAGAGCAAGAUUUCGUUGGCUGCCCAUUUUGGAGAUGAGGUGGAGAUGGACAUUUUCUACUUGUGGUCCAAACCAUUUGUUCUCUUGAUCGACGUCGCCGCCCGCUACAAGAUCGCCUAUGAGACACCGAGUCGAGAGACGGGAGAAGCUGGACGACAACAUACCGGCACCGGCCUUGUGGAAAGACAUGUUGCUUUGAUCAAGCUGACCAUGCAGAAGGUGAAGGCCGAAUGUGAUCGACAAGGUCUUCUGGUGGAGGAUUCAGAUGUGGCCGCCGAGUCAAGCAUGAGUCAUAAUCUUUGCUUGAUCUACGGAGGCUAUUCUCCAUGCGUGGCAGUGUUUGGAGUGGUUCCAAGAGCCUUCUAUGAGUUUGAGACUCCACAGAUGACGGCAAUCACUGGAGCAGCAGAUCGAGAUGCCACUGUCUUCGAAACUGCACUAAGGCUUCGUCAAAUUGCUCUCACUGCAAUCCAGCAGUCACUGGCUGAAGAUCGCUUGACACGUGCCACUCUUCACCGCUCUCAUCGAGUGGAUACCACAGAGCUUGUUCCAGGCACCAGCACUGUUGAGAUCUACAGAGAUGCAGCGUGGAGAGGUCCAGCCACACUUCUUGAAGCGGAUCAAGAAGAAGGAACUGCCAUUGUCAAGCACCAAGGAAAGCCUUACCUGAUGCCACUGCGAUUUGUCAGACCAUCGAAGGGCGUUUUCUACAAUGUGGACUCCUACACGGGCACCUAUGGCACCGUCUUUGUCUGGCAGAAAGGCACAGGAAAUUUUGUCAAGAUGAACAAGACCAAUGACCUUCAGAUGAAGCUCAACAAGAUCCACGAAUCACACUGGGACUCACUGUGCGUCAUCUACUUGUACCACUAUCCCAAUUUCAUUGAGGAUGAAGCCAAGACCACUUCCAAGAUGAAGGUCGAGAUUGCAGAUGAGAAGGAGAUCGCUCAGUUCGUUAGCGAGAAAGUCAUGAACCCGCCAAAGCUUUUCCAGUUUCUCAGCACCGGCUAUGUUGAGUUUGGCAAUGUCACCAAGCAUCCAACAUUGAUGCGCCGCUUGCCUGUACUUCAUGAACUACAAGAAGAAGAUUUGUUCAAAGAUGAUGCAAGCCUCUGGAAGGAAGCAUAUGAGGGACGACCAAAAGUCUCAAUGCAGAAGACCGCGAUGCUUGCUACGCUCGGCUUGGCAGCCAAACCUGUGACAAGGACCUUGUUGGCGAUGACCGCCUUGACCUCACAAGUUCACGCAGCAACCUCAGAGGCACCAGAGACCACAUGGGGAGAGUCAUGGAGCUUUCCUUUCUUCAUCCCGCUCACCUUCAUCCUUUUGCGUACCUUGGAGUACCUGGUCACCUGCUUGUGUCGUGUUGCGAUGAAAUCAAUGAGUACACCGAUGGAGGCCUUCUCCUAUCCCUACUUCGGGGACCGCGAAUGGCAUUGCAUCCGCUGCCCGGAUGAGAUCUGUAUCGCAGAUUUCACAGCGAAGCUUGAGACAAGUUUGAGCCCAGCCGGGAAUCCCAGACGUUUAGAGACAGAGAGAGUUUAUCAACUAGCAAAUGGUACCGGGCUUGCAUGGCGAGAACAGCUUUCUAAACAGAGAGAAAGGAGUUUCGAACCUUUGAGCAGCAACUUUAGCCUUGCGAUAGAAUGGAUGACUGCUCUGAAAGCGGGAAUGACAAGUGACGGGGGGAUGAAAUGGAAUGAAGGAGAGAGCAGAAUGAAGCGGUGCUCUUGUUUUACUGGUGGAGCGUUGCAACUUUCCUCCGCACAACACAUGACCAGGUCAGCUACAUCGCAUGUAGCUUGGAUGCAAGAAUGCGAUGUGAACCUAAUAGCGAUGGCCUCCAACCUAACUGCAAUGGCCUCCAACCUGAAUGCGAUGUGUGACUACAUCUUGUAG
Durusdinium trenchii is the source of this 3513-nucleotide messenger RNA. NCBI's taxonomy places the organism in Eukaryota, Dinophyceae, Suessiales, Symbiodiniaceae. The record is from the annotation of a GenBank genome assembly.